This is a messenger RNA of Diachasmimorpha longicaudata, 516 nucleotides long. RefSeq names its product LYR motif-containing protein 4B (gene bcn92). The coding region runs from base 61 to 342 and encodes 93 amino acids. Gene Ontology annotation, biological process: iron-sulfur cluster assembly. The transcript has 2 exons. Gene Ontology annotation, cellular component: mitochondrion; L-cysteine desulfurase complex. Lineage: Eukaryota; Metazoa; Arthropoda; Insecta; Hymenoptera; Braconidae. The record is from RefSeq and is a predicted model, not a curated record.
UAACAUCACGAUAACCAAAAAAUCGAGAAUUAGGCAAAAAUUGGAUAAAGAGUGACUGAUAUGACUUGUUCACGUGCAGCUGCGUUGAGUCUCUAUCGGAAUUUGAUUCGAGAGAGUAAAAAGUGGAAUUCGUAUAAUUAUAGAGAAUAUGCCCUGAGAAAAGUGAGACACGAGUUUUCUGUAAAUCGCAGUGUCACAGAUGGUGAAAAAAUUAAUGAAAUUUACAAGAAUGGACUUGAAUCGCUCGCGAUGAUCAGGCGACAAGUGAUCGUUGGAAAUCUCUACACGACGAGGCCCCUGGUUAUCGAAACGAGAAAAAAUAAGGACAAAAUUCAGGCUUAGUAUAGUUCGUAGUUGACUAUUGAUCUUCGAUCGUUCGAUUCAUUGCUGUUCGGAUUACAUGGAAGAACUUCUUUUUUUUACUUUCGGAGUGAACAAUCAUCACCUUGUGCGAUACCUUUUCUGUUAGAUUGUUCACUAGUUUGGAUAAUAAAGCUACUUAAUACUUGAUGAUAA